Messenger RNA from Alligator sinensis (Chinese alligator), 1122 nucleotides. RefSeq names its product mitochondrial ribosomal protein S22 (gene MRPS22). The transcript is spliced from 8 exons. The record is from RefSeq and is a predicted model, not a curated record. NCBI's taxonomy places the organism in Eukaryota, Metazoa, Chordata, Crocodylia, Alligatoridae. Gene Ontology annotation, molecular function: structural constituent of ribosome. Gene Ontology annotation, cellular component: mitochondrial small ribosomal subunit. The annotation marks the transcript as partial.
GGGCGGGGCGAGUCAAUUGGCCCCGCCCCCGAGGGCCCACCCGGGCGACUACCUUUCCCAGCGCGCCUCGCGCGCGGUGACGUUUCCCCCGGAGCGAGAAACACGCCCGAUGUUAGCAAGCCUCGUUUUACAGAUGAAGCCGUUCAGAGCUUGCUUUACAAGAUGACAGGACUGAAUUUAGAGAAGAUUUUUAGGCCUCUUAAACAGAAGCUUAAACCAGCGACAUACAAGACAAUGACGGACGCACAGUUGGAGGAGGCCACAGAAAAAGCUAUUGAGGAAGCCAAAAAUAAAUUAAAAAUGCCUCCUGUUUUAAGUGAGCGAGAGCCAAUUAAUGAUGUAUUAGCAGAAGAUAGGCUACUUGAGGGAACAGAAACUGUCAAGUAUGUGUUCACUGAUUUAACUUACAGUACUCCACACAGGGAGCGUUUCAUUGUGGUUAGAGAACCAAGUGGUGUAUUACGCAAAGCUUCCUGGGAAGAACGAGAUAGAAUGAUACAAAUCUUCUUCCCGAGAGAAGGACGCAAAGUUGUUCCACCACCAAUGUUCAAGGAGAAAAAUCUUGUGCAAGUGUUACAUCAAGACCGUCAUGAAGAUAUCCUUAAUCUCUGCAUUUCACAGUUUGAGCCGGAUUCAGCUGACUAUAUCAAAAUUCAUCAUCAGAUAUAUGAUGAUAUUGAUAAAACUGCCAAAUAUGAUCUGCUACGUUCAACAAGACACUUUGGAGGAAUGGUGUGGUAUCUAGUAAACAAGAAGACUACCGAUGGCUUGCUAAUGGAUAUGAUCCAGAGAGACUUACUGGAUGAUGCUACAAGUUUAAUCAGUUUAUAUCACAUGGUUCAUCCUGAAUGCCAGUCAGCAAAAGAAGCCAAAGAACAGGAACUUCAUGGGGUAGACUUAAUAAAGGUAUUUAUAAAAACAGAAUCACAAAAAGAAGGCUAUAUAGAGUUGGCCCUUCAAGCUUAUCAAGAAACACUGACUAAUUCUGAAGCUUCAUGAAAUAGGAAGGGGCUUAUUUAAUCUUUUGGUAAAUUUUAAAUCUAUUUCAUCAUGUUAAUAUAUGGAAAAGCAGCUGCAUAUUGCUAACUCUGUAUAUAACACCAAAAUAAACACUUGAGCAUA